Molecule: messenger RNA, 765 nt
Organism: Cyclopterus lumpus (lumpfish)
Lineage: Eukaryota; Metazoa; Chordata; Actinopteri; Perciformes; Cyclopteridae
Gene: nhp2
Product: NHP2 ribonucleoprotein homolog (yeast)
Exons: 5
Coding region: 116-583 (155 amino acids)
Biological process (GO): snRNA pseudouridine synthesis; rRNA pseudouridine synthesis
Cellular component (GO): nucleolus; box H/ACA snoRNP complex
Molecular function (GO): box H/ACA snoRNA binding
Source: RefSeq, a predicted model, not a curated record
CGUCAGACCCAACAGCAGAAGAAGAAACUCACACACGUGUCGGUUCCCUCGCGAGCAGCAGCGUCCAGCAGAAGACGGUCAGAAUCAAGCGGUCGGUCGAUUUAGUUGAUCAGAAAUGGCGAAGACGAAGAAGGAGAAGGCGUCCGCGGACGGACCGGAGGCCGCGGUGGCCGACGGGAACGAGAAGUCCUACGAGGAGCUGAUCGCGCACGUGAACCCCAUCGCGCAGCCGCUGGCCUCGCGGAAGCUCAGCAAGAAGCUCUACAAAUGCGUGAAGAAAGCCUCCAAAGUGAAGAACAUCCGCAGAGGAGUGAAAGAAGUCCAGAAGUUCAUCAACAAGGGGGAGAAAGGCAUCGUGGUGAUGGCCGGCGACACGCUGCCCAUCGACGUGUACUGCCACCUGCCCGUCAUGUGUGAGGACCGCAGCCUGCCGUACGCCUACAUCCCCUCCAAAGGGGAUCUGGGUUCUUCUGCCGGAUCCAAGAGGCCGACCUGCGUGAUCCUGAUCAAACCCCACGAGGACUACCAGGACGCCUACGACGAGUGUGUGUCGGAGGUGUCCGGCCUGCCCAAACCGCUCUGAGGCCUCGGCCAAUCGGUGAGCAGCUCUGAGGCUUCGGCCAAUCGGUCGAUGACAAAACAAAGACGCCGGACAGAAACCUGUAAAUACUUCCUGGUUUUAAGACGACGGACUGUAAAAUAACCGUUUGAUUUAUUUUCUACGAUUGUUUUUCCUUUUUCAUUAAAUCCUGAUGGACAAAGUUU